AUCUCCCCCCAUCUCCCCCCAUCUCCCCUCAUCUCCCCUCAUCUCCUCUCUCCCCGCAUCUGUCGACGCUCCGUGUCUGCGACUUCGCGAGCCCAGCAUGGCGGCCCCUUCUCUCUGCCUGCUGGUGCUGCUGCUCGCCGUCUCCCGCGCUCUCCACGCGUUCCCUGCCGACGUCGACCCCAUCACCAUCACUGUCGGCAGAGACAGCGAGAGUCUCCCCGUGUUCCUGGGAGAGGACGACUCCACCAACAGCAGCCUCAACGUCCAGCUGCUGCUCCUGAUCGGAGCACGCCUGCUCAUAGCAGGGCGGGACCACGUGUUCACUGUGGAUCUUGAGCCGCCCCGUGCAUGGCGCCAUCACCCACAGCGCGAAGCUGACGUGGAUGGCGGAGCGCCAGGAGGUGGACCGGUGUCUCAUGAACGGCAAGACGGAGGAGGAGUGUCACAACUUCAUCAAGGUGGUUGCGCCACGAGGAGACGGACUCCUCUUUGUGUGCGGCACCAACGCAUACAGCCCCACGUGCAGGAACUACCAGGGAGGGCGGCUGCCUUCGCAGGCGAGCGUCUCUACUCGGCCACGGCCGUGGACCCCCUGGGGGUGGACGCGGUGGUCUACGGGAGCCUGGCCCGGCCCCCCCUGCGCUCCCUCAAACUCGAUCCAAGUGGUCUCAAGGGUACUGACCCCCCCCCCAACUGA
Lethenteron reissneri (Far Eastern brook lamprey) is the source of this 697-nucleotide messenger RNA. Its product is annotated as semaphorin-6A-like. NCBI's taxonomy places the organism in Eukaryota, Metazoa, Chordata, Hyperoartia, Petromyzontiformes, Petromyzontidae. The record is from RefSeq and is a predicted model, not a curated record.